AAGCUUUGCAGAGAUGAGGGGACGAGCCCUGAUGCCCUCCCGAGGUCCACGGGGCCCCAUCUCCCCCUGCCCUCCCCCUGUGCCCGUGUGCCAUGCCCCUCAGCUGUGUGUGCCAUGACCCUCAGCUGUGUGUGCCAUGACCCUCAGCUGUGUGCCCGUGUGUGCCAUGACCCUUGGCUGUGUGCCCAAGUGUGCCAUGACCCUCAGCUGUGUGCCCGUGUGUGCCAUGACCCUUGGCUGUGUGCCCAAGUGUGCCAUGACCCUCAGCUGUGUGCCCGUGUGUGCCAUGACCCUUGGCUGUGUGCCCAAGUGUGCCAUGACCCUCAGCUGUGUGCCCGUGUGUGCCAUGACCCUUGGCUGUGUGCCCAAGUGUGCCAUGACCCUCAGCUGUGUGCCCGUGUGUGCCAUGACCCUUGGCUGUGUGCCCAAGUGUGCCAUGACCCUCAGCUGUGUGCCCGUGUGUGCCAUGACCCUUGGCUGUGUGCCCAAGUGUGCCAUGACCCUCAGCUGUGUGCCCGUGUGUGCCAUGACCCUUGGCUGUGUGCCCAAGUGUGCCAUGACCCUCAGCUGUGUGCCCGUGUGUGCCAUGACCCUUGGCUGUGUGCCCAAGUGUGCCAUGACCCUCAGCUGUGUGCCCGUGUGUGCCAUGACCCUUGGCUGUGUGCCCAAGUGUGCCAUGACCCUCAGCUGUGUGCCCGUGUGUGCCAUGACCCUUGGCUGUGUGCCCAAGUGUGCCAUGACCCUCAGCUGUGUGCCCGUGUGUGCCAUGACCCUUGGCUGUGUGCCCAAGUGUGCCAUGACCCUCAGCUGUGUGCCCGUGUGUGCCAUGACCCUUGGCUGUGUGCCCAAGUGUGCCAUGACCCUCAGCUGUGUGCCCGUGUGUGCCAUGACCCUUGGCUGUGUGCCCAAGUGUGCCAUGACCCUCAGCUGUGUGCCCGUGUGUGCCAUGACCCUUGGCUGUGUGCCCAAGUGUGCCAUGACCCUCAGCCCUGUGCCCUGUGUGCCAUGACCACGCUGCAGCUCGCAGGACCUGCCCUGCCAGGCACCCAGAAAUGUGCCCGAGGGUCGCGCCGGUUCCCAGAGAAGCGCACACUUUGUGUCCCCAGGCAUUCUAAGGCAAAGCUCCCUGGACACUGUGUGUUGGUGUAUUUAUCCACCCAGGUGUGUAGCUUCUGCCAUGCCCUCGAGCAGUGCCAGACUGCAGCAGCAGUCCCGUUAUCCAGGGCCAGCCUGCUAAGUGCCAGCCGGGCAUGCUAAGCUGAACUAGGCAGAGCUCCAGCCUCAGACCUUAUCUCCUCACAACAUCAGCAGUGUGUGUUUCAUGCUAGUACCUGCCAUAUGUUAUUUGUAUUUAUUUAUUAAGUAAAUAUGUCUCUUCUACAA
Messenger RNA from Onychostruthus taczanowskii (white-rumped snowfinch), 1383 nucleotides. RefSeq names its product keratin-associated protein 10-4-like. NCBI's taxonomy places the organism in Eukaryota, Metazoa, Chordata, Aves, Passeriformes, Passeridae. The record is from RefSeq and is a predicted model, not a curated record. The coding region runs from base 137 to 1009 and encodes 290 amino acids. The transcript has 2 exons.